AAGCAGUUUGUCUACAUUCGGCUUCCGUACAAGGGACUAACGACCAUGCUCGUUUGUAGCUGUAGUUAUGCUAUUGCUUUUUAGUUAUUUCAGUAUGUAGCAACACAUGGAGGAGUCGUGUCAAAAUACAUAAUUACAACAAAAUUUAAAGUACUUUUACAACCUUUAUAAUGGCUGGAAGUCGUCUUGAAAAGUUCGGCACAGUUUUUACACGGGUGCGAGACUUGAUGCGAGCAGGUGUCUUGAAAGAGAAGGACAAGCCAAUUUGGUACGAUGUAUAUGCCGCCUUUCCGCCCAAGAGGGAGCCGCUGUAUGUAAAACCUCGGACCAAGGUGUAUGGAAAACAGUCGGCGGAUACCGUGCCCGACAUAUUUUACAAAGAGGACGCAAUCAGAGCAAAAUUCUUUGAGGUGUACGGGAAUGGGCCCAGGGCUUUUGACCUCAGCAAAGGCAACUUUGUGUCAACCUGUCAAAGGUUCAUUGAGAAAUACCAGGAGCUGGAGGCCCAGGGGCUGCAGGACGAGGACGCUCUGUUUGAGGGGGCAGGGAGAGCGCUCCUCUCUGAAGGCCUCAUUCUGCGACGGAGGGGAGGAGCCACCAUCAGCACCGAAUGAGAAAUUACGUUAAUUAUUCCACAACGAUGGGCUAGAAACGAUAUUAAUUAUUCCAUAACGGUGGGUUAUGAGUCAGAAAUUAUAUUAAUUAUUCCAUAACGAUGGGUUAUGAGUCAGAAAUUAUAUGAAUUAUUCCAUAACGAUGGGUUAUGAGUCAGAAUUUAUAUGAAUUAUUCCAUAACGAUGGGUUAUGAGUCGGUGGGGCAAUUCCAUCUGUUCUGCUACUCCAGACUCAUGAUUUGACAUUUGGAAUCUGAGACCACAGCAGCCGUCGCCAGAUGUUUUAAGACUGUAGUUCAUGCCAAACAAAUUUUCUUCCUGAAAACCUGGGUAAAACAUUCUCAAGUGCUGAUGGCUUUUUUCAUACAUCCUGGCUUGUUGUAUUCGUAAGGUUAACACUGCAAAGUGUGCCAAACGAUUGGGGGGAAAAAGGUAUGAAUAGUUGUGGCGCAUUUUUUUGAACAAAAUAUUUUUCUGUGAGAUUGUAUUAAUAUCAAAUGCAAUUCUUCCUUUUUUGAACUUGCAGCAUAGCUGUACUUGUACCUGCACUGUGCUGUCAUCUGUAAUAAAGGGGUAUAGAUCGUUUUGAAGGGCAUUGCACAUUACAUGACAAUACAGUCUUUUAGUUUCUCCUAUUCUGAGCGACAUACGGAAGUGGAGAAGGGUCAGGGUGACUCUGGAAUACAAAAAUGCCGUAUCGCCAAGGAUGCACAUAGGCCCCUUAAGUGUUAUGUCAACCUAACGAGCAACAAGUUGUAUUGUCACUGUGAAAUCAGCUGGUAGCUUGCUUCCCUGUUUAUGCAGGAGGCAGUGAGGCAUGUGCGGGUUGGGUGACCACUUUAACAACAUUAAAGUUUAAUAUGUCAAAAA
Molecule: messenger RNA, 1484 nt
Organism: Anguilla anguilla (European eel)
Lineage: Eukaryota; Metazoa; Chordata; Actinopteri; Anguilliformes; Anguillidae
Gene: mrps23
Product: mitochondrial ribosomal protein S23
Exons: 4
Coding region: 171-614 (147 amino acids)
Biological process (GO): translation
Cellular component (GO): mitochondrion; ribosome
Molecular function (GO): structural constituent of ribosome
Source: RefSeq, a predicted model, not a curated record